Molecule: messenger RNA, 1190 nt
Organism: Pseudomyrmex gracilis
Lineage: Eukaryota; Metazoa; Arthropoda; Insecta; Hymenoptera; Formicidae
Exons: 6
Coding region: 47-1075 (342 amino acids)
Source: RefSeq, a predicted model, not a curated record
GUUAUAACUCGUGUGAUUAAAGAAAUUUUUAAUCUGAAUUUCUGUCAUGAUAAAUACGAAUGACAACGCGAUCAUCACGGAUAAUCCCAAGAAAUCUGUCGACCUUGCAAAGAAGGAAUUGAGCGCAAUAUUAGAAAAAUUAGACAGCUUAAGGCUUCCGGUUAAAGCUUGGCGAUUGCAUUGCACUCGUUCGCGAUUAAAGCCGACAAAACCAACGAAAGUUCACGUGAGGUACUUGUGGAUCUUUCUAAUUUUGCUGAUUGGUACGUGGACGAUGAUAAUGCAAGUUUGGAAUUACGUGCAGACGUAUCGCUACAACAAGUGCUUGGUAACGAUGCCGUCGUUUAUGCAUCAAGUUUUUCGACCAUCGGAAGACUGCUCAGUUUGCCAGGACGUUCAACAGGUUGAAAAGCUCUCCGCUGUUGAUCCGGCAAUCUUCGAACAACGCUACGCGUAUUCAGGGAAGCCGGUGGUGAUAAACGACGCCAUGGCAAACUGGACGGCGCCUGAAGUAUUCUCUUUCUCAUUUUUCAAAACGUUGUAUCAUAGCGAGAUGGCGAAUUGCCAAUUUUUCCCGUACGAGACGGAUUUUCAGAAUCUGCAGGAUGUCUUCGAUAUGAGCGCGAAUCGGGCCAUGAUGGAGAAGGGCACUAAACCGUGGUACGUUGGAUGGAGCAACUGUGACGACAAAAUCGGCGCGAUAUUGAGGGAGCAUUAUCAAAGACCGUAUUUUCUCCCUCCUAAUUCUGAGAGCGAAAAGACAGAUUGGAUUUUCAUGGGUAGCCACGGUUAUGGUGCACCUAUGCAUAUGGACAACAUCACAUUAAUCGUGUAUCUUGAAAAUGUGAAAUUUUUCAAGGUGGAUGACGUACGGUAUCCUUCCUGGCAAGCGCAGAUAAAGGGUGAAAAAUUGUGGAUUUUGGAACCGCCCAGAGAAUGUCACUACACAUGCAAGAAGUUGGAAAUAAUUGUAUAUCCCGGAGAAAUAAUUGUAUUAGACACAAAUCGAUGGUAUCAUCAAACAAAAAUCGUCUCCGAGGACAUGAGCAUUACUAUUGGUGCUGAGUACGAUUGAAAGUAAAACAACAUUAAAAAUAAGUUAAUUUAAUUAUAUAAUUAAUACAAUACAAUAGUCACUUCAUUCUAUAAUAUUGACAACUAAUAAAUUAUGUGAAGUAAAAAUAAACUUA